This is a messenger RNA of Passer montanus (Eurasian tree sparrow), 7846 nucleotides long. It is a transcript of the gene KCNN3, whose product is annotated as potassium calcium-activated channel subfamily N member 3. Gene Ontology annotation, biological process: potassium ion transmembrane transport. Gene Ontology annotation, cellular component: plasma membrane; neuronal cell body; neuron projection. Gene Ontology annotation, molecular function: small conductance calcium-activated potassium channel activity; calmodulin binding. The record is from RefSeq and is a predicted model, not a curated record. Bases 187 to 2166 code for a protein of 659 amino acids. The transcript has 8 exons. NCBI's taxonomy places the organism in Eukaryota, Metazoa, Chordata, Aves, Passeriformes, Passeridae.
GAUGUCAGCCUGCGGGGAGCCCCGGCGUGGCCAAUGGCGCUGCGGGGCCGGGCCAGCGGCAGCGGCGGGGGCGGUGGCGGCGGCGAUAGCGGCGAGAGCACGGAGCCCAUUCAUGAUCCAGCGAACGGGGCCGGUGGCGAGCAGAGCGGAGCCGGUGCCCUGUAAAGCGGCGCCGGUACCGCCGGCAUGGAGACAUCGGGGCAUCUCCACGAUUCGGGCGUGGGGGACUUGGAGGAGGAUGGUCGGUGUCCCUGCCCGUUACCGGGGGAUGAACGGUCACCGCCGCCGCCCUCCGCGCUGCCGCCGCUCCAGCACAGCCUGUUGCACUCCUCGCCCGGGUCGCUACGGGCCCCUCCUCCUCCUCCCGCCGCCCCCGCCGCCCUCCACCCUUCCUCCCGCCACGGCAGCCAGCUCAACCUCGGCGACCACCCAGCGGGCUCUGGCGUGGCGAGCAGCAAGCACCGGCAGCCCAGCCCUCUGGUUCACCGGCGGGACAGCAACCCCUUCACCGAGAUCGCCAUGAGCUCCUGCAAGUACAGCGGCGGCGUGAUGAAGCCCCUCAGCCGGCUCAGCGCAUCCCGGCGGAACCUCAUCGAGGCCGAGCCGGAGGCGCAGCCCCUGCAGCUCUUCGGUGCCGGCGAGCCCCCCGAAAUCGUGGUCUCACGCGAGGACAACCACGCGCCCACCGCCCACCGUCCCGCCCGGCCGGCCGCCCGGCCGGCCCCCACCACCUUUGCCAAGGGGCCCAAGCGCAAGGCACAGAACAUCGGCUACCGGCUCGGGCACCGCCGGGCGCUCUUCGAGAAGAGGAAGCGCCUCAGCGACUACGCGCUCAUCUUCGGCAUGUUCGGCAUCGUCGUCAUGGUCAUUGAGACCGAGCUCUCCUGGGGGCUCUACUCCAAGGACUCCAUGUUCUCCCUGGCCCUGAAAUGCCUUAUAAGCCUCUCCACCGUCAUCCUGCUGGGCCUCAUCAUCGCCUACCACACCCGGGAGGUGCAGCUCUUUGUGAUCGACAAUGGAGCUGACGACUGGCGGAUAGCGAUGACGUACGAGCGCAUCCUCUACAUCAGCCUGGAGAUGCUGGUCUGUGCCAUACACCCCAUCCCCGGGGAGUACAAAUUUUUCUGGACAGCUCGCCUGGCUUUCUCCUACACACCAUCUCGGGCAGAGGCUGAUGUGGACAUCAUCCUGUCCAUCCCCAUGUUCCUGCGCCUCUACCUGAUCGCUCGGGUGAUGCUGCUGCACAGCAAGCUCUUCACCGACGCCUCCUCGCGCAGCAUCGGGGCGCUCAACAAGAUCAACUUCAACACCCGCUUCGUCAUGAAGACCCUCAUGACCAUCUGCCCUGGGACGGUGCUGCUGGUGUUCAGCAUUUCCCUCUGGAUCAUCGCUGCGUGGACAGUCCGCGUGUGUGAGAGGUACCACGACCAGCAGGAUGUAACCAGCAACUUCCUGGGUGCUAUGUGGCUCAUCUCCAUCACCUUCCUCUCCAUCGGCUACGGGGACAUGGUCCCACACACCUACUGUGGGAAGGGAGUGUGCCUGCUCACUGGCAUCAUGGGCGCUGGAUGUACAGCACUGGUGGUGGCUGUGGUGGCCAGGAAGCUGGAGCUCACCAAAGCUGAGAAGCAUGUCCACAACUUCAUGAUGGACACGCAGCUGACGAAGCGGAUCAAGAACGCGGCAGCCAACGUCCUGCGGGAAACGUGGCUGAUCUACAAACACACCAAGCUGCUGAAGAAGAUCGACCAUGCUAAAGUCAGAAAGCACCAGAGGAAGUUCCUACAAGCCAUCCACCAGUUACGGAGCGUGAAGAUGGAGCAGAGGAAGCUGAGUGACCAAGCCAACACCCUUGUCGACCUCUCAAAGAUGCAGAACGUGAUGUACGACCUCAUCACAGAGCUAAACGACCGCAGCGAGGACCUGGAAAAGCAGAUCAGCGGCCUGGAAUCCAAGCUGGAGCAGCUCAGCGCCAGCUUCAACUCCCUGCCCCUGCUGAUGGCCGACAUGCUGCGGCAGCAGCAGCAGCGCCUGCUCACCGCCGUGCUGGAGGCCCGGGGCGUCGGCGUGCCCGUGGGCACCCCCCAGACACCUCUCUCUGAGAGCCCCAUCGGGGUCAGCUCCACCUCCUUCCCCACCCCUUACACGAGCUCAAGCAGCUGCUAAAACACGGCCCCCGCCGUGGACAGGGGAAGCGUUUCCACACACAUCAUGAGGUCUCUGUGAACUUUCCUCUGGUCCUUGGACCGCUGCAGGACCCUUCAGCUGGAGCCAGUGGGACCAGCAGCGCCGAGCACCGCUCGGAGCUUUGCCAACGCCUUGGUAUGGGGAAUUGCAUCCCUGUUCAGGUGCCUCUACACGUGGUGAAGGAAGGGGACAGAAGGUGAUGCCUUGGGCCAGCCUGGGCCGUGGCGUCCGGUGGCAGACGGAAAACCCACGCUCAAUCUCAGGUCUUCACGUUUGAAAACAAAACGAAACAAAACAAAACAAAACACCAAGUCAGAAGCACUGAAGCAACGGAGACACCGGAGGGAGAGUUUUUCUCCCUGGGGCACCCCCCUGGCCCCCCUGCCCCUCUCACGAUUGCCAAACCUCGCCAGGCAGAUGCCAGUCUGGGGAGGUUUGUUAUGCAGGCUCUGGCUGACGCUGCCUAUGCUCCAUUCCAUCUCCUUGCCAGGACCCACAGGACAGCCCCCUCACUCCAAAGCUGGGUGACAAUGUCUGACUGUAACCUUCCUGUGGAGUUCCCUGGAGCUGUGAGUGUUUUCUACCCGGAGAAGAGCAAUGGACACUUCUUCUUUCUGGUCCUUAGUGUCAUAUUCUGCCUGGAGACACAUGCCAGAGCCAGGAAAGCAGUGCCUACAGCGUGCAGGGCCACGCAGGGCUGCCCCCAGCCAGUGUGUUGGUGGCCAGUGAUGGGGCUGGCAGGCCAGCUCGGGCACUGAGGGGCUCUCCAGGUGCUCACAUCACUGCCUGCUGGGAGCCUCCCAGCAUCUCGCAAAGCCAGUGGGCUCAUUGCAGCAGUCUCAGAAGUGCUGGAUGAACACCCCAUCAGCUCCAACUGUCUCCACUUGUGCUGGGAACACCCAUGCUUGAGCCCAGUUGGCAAUGUCGAGUCCACCAGGAUCAAGCAGGAGCUCACUGGCAAGUGAUGUGGUAGCAGGGGCAGGUGCUUCAUCUGUUUAAAACAAAGCCCAUGGCCUUCGUGCCGCUUCUGCUGGGUUUGGUGGAGGGCAGCAGCACUCUCUGGCACCGUCUUGGCAGAGGCACUGCUGCCCAUGCCUGCCAAAGUGCAGCACCUCAGACUCCAUUAUACUUUUUUGCUGGUGUUCAGCUUCCUGAGGUACCCGUGGCAUCACCUGGCUGCUUCUGGAACCAGCCACUUUCUGUUUUGCAUUCACCAUUUCUCUCUUUUUCUUCCCCAGUGUCAUGCUCUGGCUUUCCUGGAUCCUUGCAUGGAGCCAUGCCAGGCUCUGACUUUGGGGUUGGUGUUUGCUGCUUUCCAUGAAAACUCAGCAGAGAGUAUUUAUACAUUUUUAAACAGAUGAAGUAACUAUGUAAUCACUCUGCAAUAUUAAUUACACCUCACCCAGCAGUGUCAGUAAUUGUAAUCAGUCACUGUGCUACUCCAGGUAUACUCAGCCUGUAACGCUCUCCUUUGUAACUUUUUCCCUUCCAUAAAUAAUGCUGGAUUUUGUGCACACGUAGGGGUAGAGACACAGCACCCUCCUGCACCACCACCCCUACACCCCCAAUGCUGAAGAAUUCCCUUGCUGCCAGUGGUGUGAGGUGGUUUCACUCCUUGUGCCCUGCAGCUGGAGUUACACAGAAAAUAACCUGUAGUUAGUGAGGAGUACUGCCCGGACGCUGGCCCAAGGAGGAGGAGGAGGAGGAGGAAGAAGGCUGUAAGGCAACAGCAGGAGCACUGCAAAAUGAGAUCCCUGUGCUGCAGAGGUGUUGGUAGCAGGGGACAAGUACAAUCAUCCCUGUUUCCUUCAGGCAGGCCAGGUGCCCAUUGCUGCUGGUCCUUGGCCAGUGGGAGAUUCACAGCUGCUGGGAAAGAGCUGCUCUUCCAAGCUCUUGUAAUUACCACUGAUAUCCCACGGAUGGCUGGGGAUUCACUGCUGCCUUGGAAGCCCCCCAUGAUCUCCCUGUGUGCCUGUGGGUGCCCCCCUGUCCACCUUGCCCAGCAGAAGCUCCUUGCUGAUCUCUCUCAGGAGGUUUUCAGCAUAGCAAUGGAGAAUAUGUUAGAAAUUCUGAGAAACAGCCUGAAAUUCAGCAUUUUUCCCUGGCCUGCAGGCAGCUGGUGGAGAAAAAUGCUUUCUGGGCUUCAGAUAGGAGCAAACUGCCCAUGGAAUGGUGCUGUGCAUGGGAUGAGGUGUGAAGACGUGUCCUGGGGCAUCAGAGAGCCAGAGGAAGUAUUGAUUCUUAAGGAUCAAUAUUGCCAGCACAAAAUCAGUCUGGGAAAUCCAACCAAGUGAGACAAGUGCUGCCAGCUGCAGGCCCCAGGGCUGGAGGUGGUAAGGACCACAGUGAGAGAGCUGGGAUUGCAGCUGGAGCAAGAGAGCCUUGCUCUGGGGCAGAGCAGCUGCUGCUGCAGUGGGAUUUCGACAAGGCUGGGUCCCUGUGCACCCUAAACCUUCCUCCCUGGCCUCACCUCAGCACAACCUGCAGUGCAACAACCCUUCUGCCUGGGACCUGGCAGCCCAGGGUCUGCACCCUGCAUCCCACACACCCCCAGACCCCUAUCCCACCCCUGCACCAUUCCACACCCCUGAAUGCCCACCCUAAUCCCCAUAUCCCACCCCUUCACCCACUCCCCUGCCAGUUCUUCAGCACUGGUACCAGUAACCCUCACCCACUGCUCCCAGUGGACUCCACCGUGGCCAGCACUGCGACCAACCCCCUCCAGCCCUGCUGCCAGGACCCCAGAGCCCACCUGAGGCCACAGUGAGGGCAGGAAUGGUGAGGAGCCCCCAGGGCAGGGCAGCCCAGCAGAGCUGCUCCCUGAUGGCAGCUCUUGGUCACCAGCAGCCUCGGCUGGCACAGCUCCAGUGAAUGCUCCCCAGCCUGUCCUGUCCACACGCCUGAGAUGAUCACUUUGGGUACCCAAGGGACAUCAGGACAGAGAGAAGAGCCGAGAUCAGCAACCAAGGUGGAGGAACAGCACAAGAGGAAAAUCGCAGCGAUGCCGACCUCCUGCAAGCUGGGAAGCCUCUGAUCCCACAGUCCAAUGGGGCCAAUCCCCACUGCCCCUCCAGGACCCACCUGACCCAGCCAGUCCCAUUUUUGGCACAGUCUUGGGGGCUUUUUUUUGCUCCACGACUCUCCUUCCUGCUCCGCCUGCAAGGAACUAUCCUAGAAAUACCAGAAAAAUUCCACAAUCUCUCUGCAAACUCAUGGAUGUUUCUGUCCAGACUUAAGGAGCUUUGACCUGGGUUUGCAUCUUGCCUCUGUACUGCUCGCUUCUUUUUUAUUGAUAGGGGAAAGCAUAAUAGUUUAUUUUAACUAUGAAAUAUAUUGCUAUAUUAUGAUGGUUAUGGUAACUUUCAAUUAUGGUUUUGUACCCAACACGGUUGUUAGCAGGCAGCAACAGCAGGCUGCUGCCAAAAAUGUCUGUUUCUGAGUACAGCUACUACUGCCAGUGAGGAUGGGGGACAGGGAGAAGUGCAGAACCCGAGCUGUUAUCAUUUAUCCCCCUUGUACUCAUUUCCAGUACUUGGAAGCUGACCUCUAGCAGGUCUGGAUCUGUGUGUAGCCCAAUGGCACCAGAGCUUUGCAUGUUCCUACAGAAAGGUCAGGCUCCCCCUUUUUCCCAGGUUCUGGAAAGCCAUUUCCCCCAGGUUGUCUUCUCCAGCAGAAGGAGGGACUCUGCUCCAGGCACAAGCUCUGCAAGGGUCAAACUUCCUCUUUUCCUCCAGGAUGGAGGCUCUUGAGAAAGCAGUGCUGCAGAGCACAUUUUCAGAGAAUUAUGGAAUCAUUGAGGUUGGAAAGGUCCUCUAAGAACAUCAAGUCUAACUGUUAACCCAGCACCACCACCAAGCCCACCGCUAACCUACGUGCCCAAGUGCCACAUACACAAAAAAUCUUCUAAAAAAUCUUUACAAAUCUUCUAAAAAAUCUUCACACAUCUUCUAAAUUCCUCCAGGGAUGGGUACAGCACUACUGCCCUGGGCAGCCUGUACCAGAGCCCGACCACACAAGAAAUUUUGCCAAUAUCCAACCUAAACCUCCUUUGGCACAACUUUCAGGCAUUUUCUCCUGUCCUUUCACUGGUUACUUGGGAGAAGAGACUGGGACAUGUCCAGUUCACAUUUCACACCCUGCCCUGGGGAGCUGCAGCUUCUGCUCAACCUCAGGAUAUGAUGGCAUAGGAGGCCAAACCCCUGAGCAUGAAAGAGAAAUGAGAUGAGGUUGCAGGGAGUGUUUUGUCUCAGCCUUCCAGCUGGGAACAAGCUGCCCAGAGUUGUGUCUGCCCCAUCUCUGGAAGUGCUCAAGGCCAGGUUAGAUGGGGCUUGGAGUAACCUGGUCUAGUGGAAGGUGUCCCAGUCCAUGGCAUGGGAAAUGAGAUGAGCUUUAAGUCCCUUCCAACCCAAACUACUCUGAUUCCAUGAUUCUGUGAUUCUAUGGACUCCUGGAGCCUCAGAGAGCAUCACUUCCUUACCUCCAACUCCUGAGCUGCUGAACCUGAUCCCUACUGGAUCAUAAGUCUUAAACUGCUCUUUGGCAGCCACACUUUGUCCUGGCCAGUCUUCACAGAGCAUGACGUGUCUGGGAGUGAGCAGCACCUACAGAACCAAUUCCUGCUGCUUUUGUCCAGAGAAAGUCUAAAAGUCCCUGCACUGGCCCUUCCUGAUCAGAGCUGCUGUCACUGCCACUCUGCCACCGUUACCACUGUCAGAGCUGUGCUGGUGUCACCCUUCCAGGCCAGUCCAACCCAGCAGAACCCCAGCAGCAAUGAGCUGCCACGAGGUCUGGAUGCACCUUGCUGGACCCCAGACCUGAAAUCUCCCUGCAGAAACCAGCUCUGAUGGAGGAAAGAUGCUGGUUCUUCUGCGAGGCCAGGGCUGAGCCUCUGCUGCUGCCAGCUAGGUCUGGGGCUGCCAGGGGAUUCCUGGUCCUCUGCACCACUCUCCCUUGGGCUUCUGCUGCCCAGCAUCUCCCAGGCAGCCCAGAGCCCUGUGCCUUGGCCACCAGGUAUGUUUGGUGGGGGGCGAUGGUGGUGAUUGCUCAGCAGUUUGGGAAGAUUCUGCUGCCAGGAUCUGCACUGCUCUGAGCUUCUUCCCACCUAACUCCAAGCUCCCUCCUAAAAGGUAUCCAAAGGGUCCAAGGUUGUAGAGAAAAGAAUUUUGCAGGAGAGAGAGAAAAAGCUUCUCCAUGGUAUUAUCUCCCUAUGGGAUGAGCCACCUCAGAGUCCCAUGAGGCACCAGGCAGGGCUCCAGAACCACCUGCCCAGUGGGUGCUCUUGGCUGGGGGCCCUGGUGCUCUGUGCACCCAGCUCUGCUCCUUCUUCUGCCCAAAGUGUUCUUCCCCCCGCUGGGGUCUCAGCACUGCCCUUGCACCUUCCAGUGGGAGCUGCUUGCAUGUCUCUGUGGUCAGGAUCCAGUCCUGGGCUUACCUUCCUCCUUCAGGGCCGGUCUCUCAGCUGGAGGACAGGAGUGGGGGCUGGCCCGUAUGCCAACAGCCCAUCCCCACAGCAUUGCCAUAAACCCGAGCUGUACCCAGAAACAGGCAUGUUUUAAACUAUGGCUUUAACCUGUUCACUGUAAAAAGUGCCUUGGACUUUAAUCUGAAGAGGUCACUAUCUAGAAGUAUUUACCUGUGCGGGUGUGUAAGGAUGCAGCUC